Messenger RNA from Pseudogymnoascus verrucosus, 738 nucleotides. RefSeq lists its product as uncharacterized. The transcript has 2 exons. Bases 1 to 738 code for a protein of 245 amino acids. The record is from RefSeq and is a predicted model, not a curated record. NCBI's taxonomy places the organism in Eukaryota, Fungi, Ascomycota, Leotiomycetes, Thelebolales, Thelebolaceae.
AUGACUUCUCCAACCCCUCUAUCUGGCAAGACAGCCAUCAUCACCGGCGGCACCAAAGGCAUCGGCGCCGCUAUCGCCACGCACCUCGUCUCCCUCGGCGCCAACGUCACUCCCUCGUCUCGACUCUCACCUCCUCCGUCCCUGUCUCAACUCCCCCCCCGCGCCCUCGCCCUCCGCGGUGACGCCGGCUCAAUCCCCGACAUCCACGCCCUCGUCUCCCACACCGUCGCCGCCUACGGGAAAAUCGACAUCGUUAUCGCCAACGCGGGUGUGCUCCCCAUGGCUGAUCUCGCGCACCUGACUGAGGAAGUCUACGAUGCCACUAUGCGCCUUAAUACCAAGGGCCCUCUCUUUCUUGUUCAGGCUGCGGCGCCGCAUAUGAGCGCCGGGGGGCGGAUAGUGCUUGUUUCCUCAACGCUCGCGCAUGCGUCGGUAGUGGAUCCGGCGUACCUGCCGUACUUGGCGUCGAAGGGGGCCGUGGAGCAGAUGGUGCGUGUGCUGUCUAAAGAUCUGGCAAGGAAGGGUAUUAUGGUGAAUGGGAUAGCGCCGGGACCGACGGGGACGGAACUGUUUCUUAAGGGGAAGAGCGAGGCAGUGUUGGAGCGGAUUAGGGGGUUGAAUCCGGCCGGGAGGAUUGGGGAGCCGGAGGAGGUGGCGAGAGUGGUGGGGUUUUUGAGCGGGGAGGGUGCGGCGUGGGUUAGUGGGCAGAUGUUGAGGGUUAAUGGGGGUAUGGCGUGA